AUGAAUAAUGGAAAUGGAAUUACAAUAAACCGCCUGGUAAGACAUUUUGAAGAAAAUGGAUCAGUAAGAAACGUACAAAUUCGUGGAAGACCGCGUACGGUCCCAACGGAGGAAAAUGUUGAACGUGUAGUCAACAGUGUAGAUGAGAAUCCAGGAACAUCAACACGGAGAUGUUCGACACAGCUGGGACUAUCACGAAGAUCCCUUCAGAGAAUUUUGGCCUCAAUACGCAUGUUCCCAUAUAAAAUUCAGCUUGUGCAAGAGUUGAAGCCGAUAGACUAUCAACAAAGGCUUGAUUAUGCCAUUUCUUUCCAACAAAAAGCAGAACAAAGUCCAAAUUUCAUACACAAUUUGAUAAUGAGCGAUGAAGCUCACUUCCAAUUAAAUGGUUUUGUUUAUAAGCAAAACUGCAGAAUAUGGGCGACGGAGAACCCACGAGCAGUACAUCAGCGCCAAUUACACCCACUUAAAUGUACUGUUUGGUACGGUAUAUCGUCCGAAAGGAUAAUUCGCCCAUAUUUCUUUGCAGAUGGACAUGACGACGCAGUUAUCGUUAAUGGCACUAUGUAUAGAACUAUGCUGGAAAACGUUUUGAGGCCAUCAGGGCAAAACCAUCCACAGUUGUGGUUUCAGCAAGAUGGAGCCACUGCUCAUACUGCAAGGGAGACAAUGGCUAUUUUAUGGGACAUUUUUGGUGAUCGCAUUAUUUCGCGCAGAAGUGUUUUUAGUUGGCCUCCGCGUUCACCAGAUUUAACAGCACCAGGGUCUUUGGGGUUAUUUAAAAGAAAAGGUGUACGUAAAUAA
Molecule: messenger RNA, 804 nt
Organism: Condylostylus longicornis
Lineage: Eukaryota; Metazoa; Arthropoda; Insecta; Diptera; Dolichopodidae
Exons: 1
Coding region: 1-804 (267 amino acids)
Molecular function (GO): nucleic acid binding
Source: RefSeq, a predicted model, not a curated record